This is a messenger RNA of Heterocephalus glaber (naked mole-rat), 3471 nucleotides long. It is a transcript of the gene Znf239, whose product is annotated as zinc finger protein 239. Gene Ontology annotation, biological process: regulation of transcription by RNA polymerase II. Gene Ontology annotation, molecular function: RNA polymerase II transcription regulatory region sequence-specific DNA binding; DNA-binding transcription factor activity, RNA polymerase II-specific. Gene Ontology annotation, cellular component: nucleus. The record is from RefSeq and is a predicted model, not a curated record. Lineage: Eukaryota; Metazoa; Chordata; Mammalia; Rodentia; Bathyergidae.
GGCCGGGGAGGGCGGGGACUGAAAGGUGGAGGGCAGCCAGCCGCAAGUGUGUCCGCGCCUCGUUACCAGCCGCCGCGCAGGGCCGCGGUCACAGGCAAAACCCACGCGAGCAAGGCCGCAGCGCCCUGCCGGCCUUUGCUGCGCCUGUGCCCGGCCUUGGGCUGAGAACGUUUUCACCGGGCGUCAGGGGCUGAGGAGAGGAAUGUUGGGUCCCCGGAGCCCUGCGCCCCAGAACGAGACAGGCUUGGAAAGAAGGUCGAGGAGGGGGCCUGAGCAAAGAUACCCCACCCCGAGCUCCAGGGCAGAACCUGGGAGUCCGAGGAAUUGGCAUAUCUCAGCGAUGCUGGCGGCCCCUGGGAAUCUGUCCUUCCCUGAGCAGAGGACAUGACCAAGUUCCAGGAAUCAGCAACACUCGGUGAUGCAUCUGUGGACCCCGUGGAGGCAGAGCGAGGGUGCCUGGGCCCUACCCAGAAGAAGCCAGAGGGUGCUAUGACUGCAGGGCUGCAGGAGCUUGGCAGAGACUUGAAAGAGAAUUCUGUGGAGAGUGUUUGGAACAAAGGACUCUGGGACCUGUCACAUACAUAAGCUUCCUGCACCUGAUUUCAGAGGAAGUGGCCAGUUAGCACCUGGGAGUAGGGUCUGUAUUGUGACUCCUCAGGGAAAGAGCUAGAUCCCUGCCAGAAGUGGAAAGAAGCAUCUUGUCAUUUUCCAGAAACAAGAAUGGUGUGGUGAUUCUUCAGUGACUUUACAAACAUUGAAAGUGAAAACUACCUGUCUUUAACAGUCCCAGAUGGCCACACAAGACUCCCCUAGGAAACUGUGUAAGAAUGAGCCCCAAGACCCUCAGGAGACCAGAGGUCUUUUUCCACCUGAAGAGAGCACCAAGAGGUGGGUUGUGAGGAGAGAGAGCCCUCCCAUGGCCCUGGGUUCUGAAAACCUGCAAGUUAAACUUGCAUCUGAUAGAACAGAGCCAGUGUCACCACUGGUUGGUGGUGAAGCCACUUGCCAGAGUGGCCUGGUGAAAGAAUCUUCAGAUCCCUUUGUCUGUAACCGAAAAGACAUUUCAAGGUGGAGGUCACAGUUGGUCAGCUACAGCCACCAGAGAGCUCACACAGACCAGAAGCCUUGUCACUGUGCUGAACAUGGGAAGAUGCUGCACACCAGCCCAGAUGCUUGUCCCGGCACAAACACCCACACUGCAGAAAAGCUGCACAGAUGUGACCAGUGCAAAAAAGACUUCAGUCAGAAGUCAGAGUUCCUGCUACACCAGAGGAGCCACACAGAGAAGCCCUACAUGUGUACACAGUGUGGCAAGGGUUUCACCAGGAGCUCCAGCCUGCUUGUCCACCAAGCCAUCCACACUGAUGAGAAGCCCUACAAGUGUGACAAAUGCGGCAAGGGCUUCACCAGGAGCUCCAGCCUGCUCAUUCACCACUCGGUCCACACAGGGGAGAAGCCAUACAAGUGUGACAAGUGUGGCAAGGGCUUCAGCCAGAGCUCCAAGCUGCACAUCCACCAGCGUGUGCACACCGGGGAGAAGCCCUAUGAGUGUGAGGAGUGCGGCAUGAGCUUCAGCCAGCGCUCCAACCUGCACAUCCACCAGCGAGUGCACACCGGGGAGAGGCCCUACAAAUGCGGGGAGUGUGGAAAGGGCUUCAGCCAGAGCUCCAACCUGCACAUCCACCGGUGCAUCCAUACUGGCGAAAAGCCCUACCAGUGCUACGAGUGCGGCAAGGGCUUCAGCCAGAGCUCGGACCUCCGCAUCCACUUCCGGGUGCACACAGGGGAGAAGCCCUACCACUGUGGCAAGUGCGGCAAGGGCUUCAGCCAGAGCUCCAAGCUCCUCAUCCACCAGCGUGUGCACACCGGGGAGAAGCCCUAUGAGUGCAGCAAGUGUGGCAGGGGCUUCAGCCAGAGCUCCAACCUGCACAUCCACCAGCGUGUGCACAGGAAGGACCCAGACCCGUAACGCGGCCGGGCCAGGUCUCUAGUGCUGUGAGGACUUCUGUGUUUCUAAUGUAUCUCUUGCCUUUCUGUUCCUCAAAGGAGAAAGAUAAAGGGUCAGUCAGAUUGAUCCCCGGUACCAGAUAUGUGCCCUCACUGAAAAGUCAUUCAUUCAUUCAAAACACCAAGCACUUGGCUAUGCUGCACAUCGGGUAGGGUGUUCUGGUCCUUCAUGUGGGUAGAGUAAAAUGUCUACAUUUCAGUUCAGCCAGUGUUACUAGAACUACAUAUCCACUCAGCAUUUUUAACUGCAAGAACUUUAUAUUUAUCCAGGCUGGGCAUGUUUUCCUUUGUUCAUAUUCUGUGCAAAAUUGGAACUCUUGUUUCUCUUCAGAUGAUGUGCCUUGUGUUUUUUAUAUCUCCUUUGAGUCCCAAGUAGCCUCCCUUAAACUCUGAUUAUAUAUUACAUCCAUUUUAUGUUGGGAGGGAUAAACGUUGGAGAUACAAUGGAUGUGAAAAUUUCCUGUGUUUAAUGCCAAAAUGUACAGUUUGUGGCCACACAAUAAGGAGCUGGAGAAGAGUUACUCCUCUAGUGGACCCCAUACACUGUUUUAACAGAAGUCUUGAACAGACACACACCUGCCCCAGGUAGCCCCUCAGGAACAUCGUUAUUUUUCCUGAAUGCAGCCAGCUUAUUGGGGUACCUCCAGGCUGAAAGCAAAGUAAGGUCCAAAGCAACAUGCCCAAAGUAUGUACCAGAGUACAGCUGGCACUGAAGGGUGAUUCUGAGAGCUAAGUUCCAGGCAGAACUGUUUCUCCCCAGUGUAGGGAGCAUGUGGAGGCUGAUUACCAGAGGCUGCAGAAACUUUGUUGAGGCUUAGAAAACUAAAGCAGAGAAAGUGGUAGCCAGUGUAUUUUUGUUAAACAUGUCUGAUUUCUCAAGACAGCAUUGAAAUGCUACAAAAAUAUUCUUAAGUUCAUAAAACCAUAGCAAGAAAGAUCAAGAGAAAGAUCACUAGCAAGUGAAAUCUCAGAAAAUGAGAGAUGGAAGAUAGAAGCUGGGGUGGUGCACAUCUGUAGUCCCAGCUACUCUGGAGGAGUAGGCAGGAGGACCACUGGAGCCUGGGCAUUGGCAGGACUCCUAAAAAAAAAAAAAAUUAAUGGGCUGGGGAUUUAGCUCAGUGGUUUCACCACCUGCUGCACAAGUGCAAGGACCUGAGUUCAAUCCCCAGUACCAAAAAAAAAUUAAAGAUGGAAGGGCAGCUAUCAGAACAGAAGCAGACAUAGUUUAUGCUGCCUGCAUAUGCUUAUUUUAGAUAAGACAGAUUUCAGCUGGAGAUUUAGCACAGCGGUUCCACCACCUACCUUGCAAGCACAAGGUCCCAAGUUCAAUCCCUGAUACCAAAAAAACAAACAAACAAAAGCACAUUUAGCACAAAGCAGGCAGAGAUGGGGAUGAUAAAAGACAGGAACUAAAAAUCAUAUUGCAAAUGUACAAACAAUAAAGAAAAUUCAAUGGAAUCAAAA